GGAGAUUAAAUACCUUUUUCCCUUUGCUCAGACAAUUUGUUAUGUUGAAAGAAAGUAAAGUUUAGAUGAGAGAGGUACAUUCAUGAAGAAACAUUUUAUCAAAUAAGUUGAACAAUAACGUCAAUAAUCAAUUGAAAACCCAAUCAGUAUUUACUCAACACGUUCCAAUAAAAUAUGUUUCCAAGUAAAUAUUUUGCAUCGAUAUUUAUUGUUUCAUAUUUUUUCAUCAAAUCUAGUGCAGGUGGAAAUCAUCAACCGAAUGGAUUGGAGCAAUUCUUCGAGGAUCAAACCAAUUUUUUAAUAAAAGCUAAAUUAAGUUACGAGGGAUCAGAAAAAGUGGAGUGGUUGAUAAAAGAGUCGGUGUUUGGCGAUGAAAAAAACAGUAUCGUUACAUCAAUAACCCAAGAAAGUGGAGGCAGCGAAAUAAAAGUGUUUCGUGAUUUUAAAACUCAAAUCAUUUCAUUGAUUUGCUUUCAAAAUAAUUGUGAUCGUUAUGAAAAAUUCUGGCAUCUCAAUUUGAAGGGUAUCUUUGAAUUGUUAGCUACAUUUUUCAAACAAAUAUUGUUGAUGGGGCCUUAUCGUAUCAUUUCAUAUUUUGCAAAUGAAACAACAAAUGAAGUUUAUAUUAAUGAUUGGGACAUUGAAGGUUUUAGCCAAUUCAAAUUUAAAUUUCGUUUUUCAGAUCCGAAUUCAAGAAUAUUGAUGAGAAGGAAAAAUUCUGGACAAAUCAAGUUAGAGGGCUUUAGCGACACAGGCAAUCACACCUCUCUUAUGGCUGUUUUAUCUAUAAUACAAAUUGAGCCUCUUCAAAGUUCAAUGGUACCUUUGCCAUUCAAAUAUAUUCAUUAUAAAUUCAAUGAAUCAAUCACUAGAUAUAAUGGAACAAAUACUAUAACCGCAAACACAACAAAUCAGCAUACCAUCACAUUAUUGGGUUCAGCUUCUUCGCUUAAGAUUAUUGGUGAACAAUCUUAUCGCGAAGUGAUCCAUGACUAUGAAUUUGGUUCGAAAUACAUUUCUUCUGGCUUCAAUGAAUGCACCAUGGAGUCGAUCAACAAAAAAAUUGAUUAUAUGACUUCAGAAAAAUAUGGAAUCGAAUUUGUAAAGGAGCUUUAUUUUCCUGAGAGUUACGUUGAAUCGUUCAGCAGCAAAUUGGGGAUAAAAGCUGAAUAUAAUAAGCUUGUUGAUAAUGUUGAGUAUGAUUUGGCUGUAACAACUUAUUCGAGGCCUGUUCUCGAGUUGUACGAGUCUUCCAGGAGUCGCAUGAAUAUUACUGAUAUACUCAAAGAUUUUUGCUUAUUGUUGAACCUUUAUUCAAAAUCUGGAUCACAUGAGCCGCAGUUUGAUCUCAUUGAGGUGCGGAAAAAAUGCUUCAUCGAUGUGCUGGAAUUAUCUGCGGAAGAUGAAUGGCUUCAAAUGAUAACAAAUAUGGAUAAUGCAUGUUUCAAAGACAGAAAUGAUAAAAUUAUUCUCCAUUUAAAGAUUUUAUUUUUAGAUCGUUCGGUUCCAAGAAAAAUUCGCGACUUUUCAAGCCACAUCCAGAAUAUUAAACAUGAAUUGCGAAGAAUGAUAAUGGAUAAGCUGAGCAUAUCCUAUUUAAGAAUCAACCAGAUCAAGUUGGACUUUUUUAAUGCAUAUACUAUUAUGGCAAAGGUUGAAAUUGUUGAGUCAUUUGUCACCCACUUGAAAACAAAAAUACAAGGAACUGCACUCAGAUUCAGAAUAAAAUCAACUGGAUCUGGUAUUUAUUCAUCAACCAUUGAUGAAUGUGUACGUCUACAAGGUUCUAAAGCCAAAAACAAGUUUAUUAUAACCUGUAAAACUGGAGACUAUUUAUGCCUUGGAAUCGAUCAUGAAAACUCAUUGCCAGCUGAAGAUACAAAUGGAUUGAACUGUAUGCUGUUCAACAUCUCAACAACUAACCUAUCGAUAGAUGUUUCUUUGAAAGAAAUACGAAAAUCUUAUCGCAAUUUGAAUGGAAGUCUAUUCUACGCCUUUCGUGGUUCUGCAUUUGUUGUUUUUGGUGUUACAGAUGUAAGCCCAGUUAAGCCUGCAUCAAACAUAUUUUCCAAAUACUUUUACUUGCUUACAAUUUUCCUGUUUACCAUUACGAUUAUAUUCUGUCUUAUUAUGAUACUACUCUGCAAACUGUGUAAACACAAAAUUCAUGUACUCGUUGAUUCAGUGUCACUUGAAGCAUUAAAUUCAAGAAAGUAAUUUUCCAAAGUAUUAAAAGUAAUAAAACAAAGUCAAACAAAAAAAUAAC
Molecule: messenger RNA, 2266 nt
Organism: Tetranychus urticae (two-spotted spider mite)
Lineage: Eukaryota; Metazoa; Arthropoda; Arachnida; Trombidiformes; Tetranychidae
Source: RefSeq, a predicted model, not a curated record